This is a messenger RNA of Protopolystoma xenopodis, 354 nucleotides long. NCBI's taxonomy places the organism in Eukaryota, Metazoa, Platyhelminthes, Monogenea, Polystomatidea, Polystomatidae. The record is from the annotation of a GenBank genome assembly.
GUUGGUUGCGGCGCCAUCGGCUGUGAACUUUUGAAGAAUAUGGCCCUUCUCAACAUGGCUACCCACAAAGAUUAUGAGGGUUCUGAUGGAAAUGACGGUCAGGACCUCGCUGUUUCUGGCGCCCACAUCACGAUUACAGACCCGGAUCAUAUAGAAAAAUCUAACUUAAACCGGCAGUUUCUCUUCCAUCGUCAGCAUGUAGGCCAAUCAAAGAGUCUAGUGGCGUCCAAAGCCAUACAGUCGAUAAAUCCUCAUAUGAGGAUCACCGCAUUGCAGCACAAGGUUCAGUCAGUAAAUUUGGAGACUGGUUACAAACUUCGCUUCCAUGGCUCUUCUAGUCUUAGAUCGUGUUAA